This is a messenger RNA of Ictalurus furcatus (blue catfish), 2236 nucleotides long. RefSeq names its product syndecan 4 (gene sdc4). Gene Ontology annotation, cellular component: membrane; cell surface. Gene Ontology annotation, biological process: cell migration. The record is from RefSeq and is a predicted model, not a curated record. Lineage: Eukaryota; Metazoa; Chordata; Actinopteri; Siluriformes; Ictaluridae. Bases 199 to 789 code for a protein of 196 amino acids. The transcript has 4 exons.
CUCGUGUUUCCUGUUGGGGGCGGAGUUUAACUCGCCAACUACAGAACCGGAGGCUGUGGGACUUCAGAAGAAAGCGACGUCGCUGUUGAAAGCUGCUUUUGUGUAACUCAAAAUCUAAAGCUACGUUUAAAGCGUUUCAAACUAUCUCGUAGGAAUACGUUUUGUCUUGGUGGGUGUUUUAAACUGUUGGAUUCCAAGAUGCUGAACGUGUCCCUUGUGUUGGUUUUAUUGGCUGCUGCUGCCUUCGCCGAGUCGGUACGAGAGACAGAAACAUGGAUGCCUCCAAAGGCUGAGGAAUCACAUGGUGACCUCGACUCGUCUGGUGAUUUCAUUUUCCCCAUUGAGGACAGCACAACAUUUGAUGAUGAGGACGAGGGCAAUUAUGAGGACACAGAAGACUAUGAUGACAUGUCAGGCUCUGGUGAUGACAAGUCAUUAGUGUAUGAAGACUCGGUAACAGCCUCUGAGCCUGAAGAGUUUGAUAAUCGCAUCCCAGACAUAGAGCCCCCGGUUCAGCCUCGGCCAACAGAUAAUGAGAUCCAACUGGUGAGACAGAACGAAGUUGCUCACCCACCCAGUGUCCUGUUGUCUCAUGCAGGAGAACAGAACAUCUUUAACAAGACAGAAGUGCUGGCCGCUGUUAUUGCUGGUGGUGCUGUUGGAUUGCUUUUUGCUGUGCUUCUUAUCCUCCUCCUCAUCUACCGCAUGAAGAAAAAGGAUGAAGGCAGCUACGAUUUGGGCAAGAAACCCAUUUACAAGAAAGCUCCCACCACCGAGAUCUACGCAUGAGCACAAACAUACUUUAGCUAACUCAAAUAUGAACUCUGAACUGUCAACUCACACAGUGCCUCUGAAGCACAGCCUGGCUCCAUCUCUCUGUGCAGCCUGAGAAACUGCAAUCCAGCAUCUCAAAUGAAACCAUGAUUACUCUGACUGUUUCUUUGAAUUUAACUUUAUCAGGAGAGAAGGUGCUCUGUUGCAGCCUGCACUGUAUAAGUCCAGGUAUUUUCCUUUUUGUGUCUGGUUUCCAAUUGUUUUGCUCAAAGUUAAUAGCCAUUGUGUUCCCUUUCUUUAUUUCCCUGUUUUGUAACACUAAAAGGUGCGAAUGGUCCAUUUUGUGGGUAAAAAAUAUGGAUUCAGAGUCUUUACAAAACUUUGAAACCGUCAAAACUGACUUUGCACAUGUCUGUGUCAUUUAGCAGAAGCACGUGCUGUACAUGCUGGGGAAUGAUAGCCUUUUGCUUUUAAAGAAACUGUGCUGAAUAAUUUUCAUUCUUGGUGCAAAGUGGUAGAAAUUGACACUUGACAAUUGAGAACAUGUUGUUUAUCUCUAACAUUAAUGCAGGUUUAUUUUUAACACAGCAUACAUUCCAUAUGUCUAGUGUAUUAAUUAUGAAUGAUCAUGUUUCAGACUAAAAUAAUUAAGUAGUCUGGUCUUUGAGUUUAGCUGCUCCUCUUACUCUAAGUUGAUGUGUGAAUAUUUUUGCAGAAGAAAGAUCUCUGCAAACAGUUUGCGCAUUUCCAGGGGUCUGUAAAUAGCCGUUUGAAUAUGGUGAAAAUGUACAUGUCGGUACUUGGCCAUUUUUGGCAAACUUCUAUUUACCAAAUAUUUAAAUGCCAAAAUAAUUCUCUUCUUGUUUUGUCCUGGUAUUGAGUAUGAAAAUUAAACAUGGAGUGAGUGACUCUCUUCAUUGGCUAUAUAUUGCUUCUUUACCAGUGCAAAAUGGGAGUCUCGAAUUAAUGACUUGUACUAACUUUUGUUCUGUUUCUCAGUGUUUUUAUAGUUGACUUUUUCUGUCUCUUUUCAGUGUUUCAUAUAAUACUUAUAUUUUAUUAUUAUUGUGUUAAUUUAACUUUUGAAUAGACUAUUUUAUUGCCUCCCUUCAGGUCGGGGGUUUCUCCCCAUCUAAGCUGUAUAUGUAAUUUAGAAAAAAGAAAUCUAUACACUAGUGAAAGAUUUUUUCAAAGACUUUUGAUGCAUUUUUAUAUUGUAAGAGUUUUUAUUUCUUUAGUCCUUUUUAAGUAAUAUCUAUUUAUAUUUUGUAGAAGGAUACUCAUACUAGUAACAGGGUGAAUGAAUGAGCCAUGUAAUUUGCAUGGGGUGAAAGUAAGAAAAUUUGCUGCUUUUUUCAUUCAACACAUGAUGUGAAAUCACCAAUUUAGUAAAUAUAUCAGUGGAUUGUUGGUUUCUGUAUGCAGGUUCUAAUCUGAUCAGAAAUAAAGCUAUUUUUGUGCA